GCCGGUGACUUUCGAGGACGUGAUGAUGUUCCUGGACCGGGCCGAGUGGGACGCGCUCCCGGAGGGGCAGCGGCAGCUGUACCGCGAUGUCGUGGCAGACACCUACGAGCUCCUGACCUCCCUGGGUUAUCCAGGCCCCAAGCCCGACAUCCUGCACCGGCUGGAGCGCGGGGAAGAGCCCUGGAUCUACCCAUCCCCAGGACACACCGGGAGCUGGCUGGAGGAGCCUUCCUCUGGCUGGUGGCCUGAAACCAGCGGGUACCAGGAGCCAGAGACCUCUUAUCCAGGUUGGAGCACGUUGUGGUGUCUCCAGGACAGGAGGUUCCAGAAGUUUGACUGUCACAAGGGAAGGAGUGAGUUUGUGUCGGUAGCGGACAGUGGAGUGGGGACCCAAGCCCAGCCAUGGCUUGUGAAGGAGGAAGUGGAGGAUAAACUUGAACUCACGGAAGACCUAACCCAGAGUGAGACAUUCCUGCUUCAUUCCGUGUUGGAACAGCAGAGCCUGGAUCCUUGGGAACAGCUGUGGGAUGACCUCAGGGAGCGGAAUCACGGGAACGCUCAAAACCACGGACACACUUUGGGAGAGGCGACGCUUCUGGCAGGAACCGGGGAGCUGAGGGUGGAGGAGCGGAGAGCGGCGGUUGGGAUUUUGGGAAGUGGGGCUUCACCCCCCGCCCCAAUCGUGGCUGAAGGGGUGAGGAAAGGAGCAAAGCCUGUGGAGGAUCCCGGAGACAACCGGGAGUUGGAAAGAGGCGCAGGACCCCGGAAAUCCCGGGUGUCGGUGAUCCAGGACAUGAUCCAGGAUGUGCUGAAGGUGGUCGGGUACAUGUUGGAAUCCCUGUGCCAGAGGUUCGAGGUCCAGGGGUUCUCCCAGGUGAAGAGCAUCUGGCCCAUUGUCAUCCAGAUCGACAACUUGACGGAGAUCGAGAAGCCCUGA
Molecule: messenger RNA, 937 nt
Organism: Ficedula albicollis (Collared flycatcher)
Lineage: Eukaryota; Metazoa; Chordata; Aves; Passeriformes; Muscicapidae
Product: zinc finger protein 2-like
Exons: 5
Coding region: 23-937 (304 amino acids)
Biological process (GO): regulation of DNA-templated transcription
Source: RefSeq, a predicted model, not a curated record